Messenger RNA from Penicillium arizonense, 4425 nucleotides. RefSeq lists its product as uncharacterized. The coding region runs from base 1 to 4425 and encodes 1474 amino acids. The record is from RefSeq and is a predicted model, not a curated record. Gene Ontology annotation, cellular component: membrane. NCBI's taxonomy places the organism in Eukaryota, Fungi, Ascomycota, Eurotiomycetes, Eurotiales, Aspergillaceae. Gene Ontology annotation, molecular function: ATP binding; ABC-type transporter activity; ATP hydrolysis activity. Gene Ontology annotation, biological process: transmembrane transport. The transcript has 9 exons.
AUGUCGGUCUUGGGGGGAAUCCCCUCCAUGGAUACGCAGCAGCAGCAGCGUCUGACAACCGGUGAAUCAAGACAACAUUAUGCUUCAUCUACUACGCUCCAUAAUGAUGCCAAAGAAGAAAAGGAACGUGAGGUUGAUAUGGAGGACGAGGUCGAGGAGAUGGUGAGGCAACUCACCCGCCACUCCACUCAUUUCUCCUCGGCCAAUGCAGUCAACCCUUUCUUUGAGGAGAACAAGGAAACCACCUGGCAUCCCGGUAGUCCUAAUUUCAGGACAAAAGAUUGGAUUCGGUCCUUGAUCGCCGCUCAGUCGCAAGACCCGGAGCGAUUCCUCCAACGUUCUGCCGGCGUUGCGUUCAAGAGUCUCUCCGUUCAUGGUUUUGGAAGUCCCACCGACUAUCAAAAAGACGUUUUCAAUUCUCUCCUGAGUAUCAGCGGUCUCAUUCGUAACCUUGUUGGAAGUGGAAAACAGAAGGUUCAGAUUCUUGAUAACUUCAAUGGACUUGUCAAAAGUGGAGAAAUGUUGGUGGUUUUAGGUCGCCCGGGAAGUGGCUGCUCAACAUUCCUCAAGACAAUCUCCGGUGAGAUGAACGGCAUCUAUGUCGACGACCACAGCUAUUUGAAUUACCAAGGAAUCUCGGCCCCAACUAUGCAAAAGCAGUUCAAGGGAGAGGCGAUCUUCAGCGCUGAAACUGAUGUGCAUUUCCCUCAACUUACGGUCGGUGAUACUUUGACAUUCGCCGCCAUGGCACGUACCCCACGCACGCGUUUCCCCAACUUGACGAGAAAGCAAUACGCCGAGCACCUUCGUGAUGUCGUCAUGUCCAUGCUAGGACUUCGGCAUACAUUUAAUACCAAAGUUGGCAAUGACUUCGUGCGUGGUGUUAGUGGAGGUGAACGGAAGCGUGUCAGUAUUGCAGAGGCUAUUCUCAGUGGAGCCCCUCUUCAGUGCUGGGACAAUAGUACGCGAGGUCUUGAUAGUGCGAACGCAUUGGAAUUCUGUAAGAACCUUCGCUUGAUGAGCGAUUACGCAGGCACCACGGCCUGUGUGGCGAUCUACCAGGCUUCGCAGAGUGCCUACGAUGUCUUUGACAAGGUCGUUGUUCUGUACGAGGGCCAACAAAUCUACUUCGGCCCGACUGGCGAGGCUCGUGAUUUCUUUACCACCAUGGGCUUUGACUGCCCGUCGCGUCAGACCACUGCCGAUUUCCUCACCUCUCUGACUAGUCCGGCUGAGCGCAGAGUGAAGCCAGGAUACGAAAGAAGAGUGCCUCGAACACCGCAGGAGUUUGCCCUGCGCUGGCAAAACAGUCCGGAGUGUGCCCGUCUUCUGCAGGAGAUUGACGCCUUUGACAAGGAAUAUCCCAUCGGGGGUGAUUCCUUGACGACUUUCAGUGAAGCUCGUCGCCAGAUGCAGUCAAAGCAACAGCGUGUCAAGUCUCCCUAUACGCUUUCGAUUUACGAGCAGAUCUCCCUCAACGUAGUCCGUGGUUUCCAGCGUCUCAAGGCUGAUAUGAGCUUGUUCUACUCGGCUCUUUUUGGCAACUUCUUCCUCUCUCUCAUCCUUGGUAGUGUGUUCUAUAAUCUUUCAUCCGAUACCGCUAGUUUCUACUCGCGAGAAGUCCUGCUCUUCUACGCGGUUUUGCUCGCUGCAUUUGCCAGUGCGCUAGAGAUCCUGACUCUUUAUGCUCAACGGCCAAUUGUGGAAAAGCAAUCUCGAUAUGCCUUCUACCAUCCUUUCACGGAAGCUGUUGCAUCUAUGGUGUGUGAUCUACCGUAUAAGUUCGCAAAUGCCGUGUCGUUCAAUCUUCCGCUCUACUUUAUGGCCAACCUGAAGCGUGAGCCAGGCGCCUUUUUCAUAUUUUGGCUCUUUGCCAUCGUGACAACAUUGACCAUGUCAAUGGUCUUCCGGACAUUUGGUGCCGCAUCGCGUUCUCUGUCCCAAGCUCUGGUUCCUGCUGCUCUACUCAUUCUCGGUCUCGUGAUCUACACAGGUUUCAUUAUUCCCACGAAAGGCAUGUUGGGAUGGUCUCGUUGGAUGAAUUAUAUUGAUCCAAUUGCUUAUUCGUUUGAAAGCAUGAUGGUCAAUGAGUUCCGCAACAGAGAGUUUCCAUGCUCGUCAUUCGUUCCUUCCGGAGAGGGAUACGAAAACGUGGAUGUCAUCAAUACGAUCUGCAGUACUGUCUCUUCAAAGGCGGGAGAACGCUACGUUAGUGGAGAGGCUUACCUUGAGACUGCAUAUGCUUAUACCAACGACCAUCUCUGGCGUAACCUCGGUAUUGUUAUCGCGUUCAUGGUCUUCUUCAUGUUCGUUUACCUCAUCGCGACUGAAUAUAUCACCGAAGCAGCCUCCAAGGGUGAAGUUCUUCUUUUCCGUCGGGGCCGUCAGCCGAAGGCCCAGGCGUCGGAUUCUGAGACCACCGCCGACGCUACCUACCGGGCGGAAGAGAAUGCGGAGGGUGCUGGUGCUAAUAUUCAAAGACAGACUGCCAUUUUUCAGUGGCAAGAUCUUUGCUACGAUAUCAAGAUCAAAAACGAGGAGCGUCGUAUUCUUGAUCAUGUGAAUGGAUGGGUCAAGCCCGGUACCGCGACCGCAUUGAUGGGUGUUUCUGGUGCAGGAAAGACUACACUGCUUGACGUUCUUGCAACUCGUGUGACUAUGGGUGUUGUGACUGGCGAUGUCCUUGUCGAUGGCCGUCCCAGAGACGACUCAUUCCAGCGCAAGACUGGCUACGUUCAACAGCAAGAUGUUCACCUUCCUACUUCCACGGUGCGCGAGGCAUUGAAUUUCAGUGCUUUGCUCAGACAACCAGCCCAUCUCAGUCGGAAAGAAAAGCUCGACUACGUUGACGAAGUCUUGGAGUUGCUUGGUAUGCAAACAUACGCAGAAGCAGUUGUUGGUGUUCCGGGUGAAGGACUGAAUGUUGAGCAGCGUAAGCGCUUGACUAUUGCCGUGGAAUUGGUCGCCAAACCCCAGCUAUUACUUUUCCUUGAUGAGCCUACAUCUGGCUUGGACAGUCAAACCUCUUGGUCUAUUCUCGAUUUGAUUGAAACCUUGACCAAGCAUGGCCAGGCCAUUUUGUGUACCAUUCAUCAACCUUCUGCCAUGCUUUUCCAGCGAUUCGACCGACUGUUGUUCCUCGCUAAGGGAGGACGCACUGUCUACUUUGGCAGAAUUGGCGAGAACUCUUCGAUCUUGGCAGACUAUUUUAUGCGCAAUGGUGGUCACGCUCUUAGUGAAGGCGAGAAUCCUGCAGAAUGGAUGCUUGAUGUGAUUGGGGCUGCUCCUGGAUCCCACAGCGAUAUCGAUUGGCCUGAGACUUGGAAUAAGAGUGCUGAAAAGCAGGCUGUUCUUGACCACUUGGCUGAGUUGAAGUCUACUCUUUCUCAGAAGCAAGUAGAAGACAGUGGUACUACGGAACAUCGUGAGUUUGCGUCUUCGACAAAGGAUCAGCUUGUGCAGUGUCUAUUUCGGGUCUUCUCCCAAUACUGGCGUACCCCCUCCUACAUCUGGUCCAAGCUUGUUCUCUCGAUUCUCACGGCUCUUUACAACGGAUUCUCUUUCUUCCACGCAAAGAAUACCCAGCAAGGACUGCAGAACCAGAUGUUCAGUAUCUUCAUGCUUAUGACUAUCUUCGGAAACCUUGUUCAACAGAUUAUGCCCAACUUCAUUAUCCAACGAUCCAUCUUCGAAGUCCGCGAACGCCCAUCCAAGAUGUACUCGUGGAAGGUGUUUAUGGCCUCGAACAUUAUCGUUGAGUUGCCUUGGAACUUUUUGGUUGCCGUGUUAAUGUUCUUCUGCUGGUACUACCCUGUCGGCCUAUACGCAAACGCCGAACCAAAUGAUGCCGUGCAUGAGCGUGGUGCGCUUAUGUUCCUGUUCCUGUUGGUUUUCCUCUGGUUCACAUCUACGUUCACGAAUAUGGUCAUUGCCGGUGUGGAGACUGCGGAAACGGGAGGUAACAUCGCUAAUUUGCUCUUCGCCCUUCUGCUUCUUUUCUGCGGUGUUGUCGCUACCCCGGAUGAGAUGCCCGGAUUCUGGAUUUUCAUGUAUCGCGUUUCUCCAUUCACUUAUCUGGUAUCGGGAAUGUUGUCCACCGCCGUCAGUGGCACGGAUGUCACCUGCAGCACCGAUGAAAUUCUCACCUUUAACCCUCCGGGCUCUCAAACCUGCUACGAGUACCUGAACGCUUAUGCCGAACGGACUGGUGGAUCCAUUCUGAACCCCAACGCAACGAGCUCAUGCUCAUAUUGUUCUAUGAAGUCUACCGAUACCUUCCUUGCCCAGGUUGACUCUUACUACAGCGAGGCCUGGAGAAACUUUGGAAUCAUGUGGGCUUACUUGGUGUUCAACAUUGUGGCUGCCCUUGGAAUCUAUUGGUGGGCACGUGUCCCCAAAGGAAACAAGACCAAGGGAGGUGCCUAA